AUGUUCAGUUUAUUACCAUCCCUCUGCCAUGUGGAACCUUGGGUCCCCAAGUGCAUGACUAAGCACUUUCCUUCUUCUAAAUCAGGUUCUUCAAAGCCCUCUCUCAAGUCUAAAGCCUGGACAGAGAUGGAUACAUACUGCAUUCAGCAGAGGCUCUGGAAUUGCAAGGGGCAGAGAAUCCUAUACCUCUGCUUCAGGUGUCAGUAGCAAAAAAGCAGUGAGUUCUUGCAGUCCAGUGACAUGACAUGGCACUUGGAUGUUGACUUUUUGCUACUCUAUUUCAAUGACACAGGUACGUGUGUUCAGGCUAAACUUCUUGCAGUAGGCCAAGAGGAGUUAACUGAUAUGGAAUCUUCUCUCAUGUGGUGUGCCAGGCAAGCAUGCAGUAUUUCAUCUGAUGUCCCUUGUCCUUUUUGGGAACAUGAUGGGUUUGUAAAUAACCAGUGUUCUCUGGUCAGCUUCCAGCAACUAGGCUAGAAUCACUGGAUCAUUACUCCCCAUCUCUACACUCCAAAUUACUGUAAAGGAAUCUACACUCAGGUGCUACCCUAUAGCCUCAAUUCACCCAACCAUGCUGUCAUUCAGAGCCUUGUCAAUGAACUAGUGAAUCACAGUGUACCUCAGCCUUCUUGUGUCCCUUGUAAGUUUCUGUCUAUGAGUAUCCUCCUGAUUGAGGCAAAUGGGAGUAUUGUGUAUAAGGAGUAUGAGGAUAUGAUUGAUGCUGAAGAAGCCCAGUGGAUCCCAGAAAGGUUGGUGCAAUUUGCAGGAGAUGUUUUCUGGAAGGAGGAUGCUCCUGCUGCUGAAAAUGAAUAUAGUCCUGAGGGUGAACAGAGAGCUGCUGCGUUGGGCUUAUGCUCUUGA
Psammomys obesus (fat sand rat) is the source of this 861-nucleotide messenger RNA. RefSeq names its product bone morphogenetic protein 15 (gene Bmp15). Gene Ontology annotation, biological process: BMP signaling pathway; SMAD protein signal transduction. Gene Ontology annotation, molecular function: growth factor activity; cytokine activity. The record is from RefSeq and is a predicted model, not a curated record. NCBI's taxonomy places the organism in Eukaryota, Metazoa, Chordata, Mammalia, Rodentia, Muridae. Gene Ontology annotation, cellular component: extracellular region.